UGUCUUCAAAAUUCAAUGUUUAUGGCAUUUUUCAAUUUAAUCUCUUGACCUAAUUUUAUUAACAUAUUAUUUGAUCUACAAAGCAUUUUGUAAUUUAUGUGGAAGCUGCAUGUUUGUUGUUUGGUCUCUGGGUGACGCUCUUCUAGUGUAGUACCAGAGGAGCCGGGUGCCCUCAUUCCCUGAUUUCAUUAGUGUUACACAGAGAGAGUGAAGGGCGGGGGAUGUGUGUUAGUGCUGCGGGCACAGAGGAGGGAGUGAGAAAGAGAGAGAGAGAGAGAGAGAGAGAGAGAGAGAGAGAUGAAGAGAAAAAUAUAAGCCGACAGUAUCAGGCUUCACAGUGCAGGAUCUACUCCAUUUUUGAACUCCGGAUGGAUGAAGAAUCUGCGUAUAUUUUUGUUAUUUUUGUGUUGGCUUUUAAACUUAUUUAAAUUUUUAUUUAUGUAAGAUGUUUUUUCCAACAAGAUACAUUCUUUUUUUAAGGGUGCAAUGCAUUAAGAUGCUUGUGGUAGUGCUGUCUGUUUGUUUUUUUUCCGGACGUGCACUCGGUGAAGUGCGCUACUCAGUUCCAGAAGAAUUGCAGCGUGGCUCGGUAAUUGGAAAUCUAGCACAAGACUUGAAACUUAACGUGGAUGAACUGAUACGACGCAAUGCACGAGUCGUGGCAGAAGGGAGUCGACAGUUUUGUGAGCUGAGUACAGAGACAGGCUCUCUCUUAGUCAGUGAGCGAAUGGAUCGGGAAGAGCUUUGCACACAGACUGAGGUAUGCAUCAUACAGUUUCAACUGCUCCUCGAGAACCCACUUAAAGUGUACAGCCUCGUACUGGAUAUACAAGAUAUCAAUGACAACAGUCCCUUUUUUGAUAAUGGACAAAUUGAAAUGGAGCUUUUGGAGUCAACAAUUCUGGGGAGACGCUUCCCACUGGAGAGCGCACAAGAUCCUGAUAUGGGAGCUAACUCAGUUCAGCACUACCGACUUAGCGAAAACGAUUAUUUUGCUUUGGAAAUGAACACUCAGAUGAAUGCAAAUGCGUACCCUGAACUGGUUCUUAAAAAGCCACUGGACCGCGAAAGCCAAGUUGAUCACUUCUUGACCAUCAGUGGGGUGGAUGGGGGUCAUCCACCUCGUUCUGGUACAGCUUCUAUUCACAUUCAUGUGCUGGACGCAAACGACAACAUUCCAGUUUUUGGUCAAAGAGUUUACAAGGCCUACAUACAUGAAAACUCUGACCAUGGAACAGUAUUGGCAAAGUUAAAUGCAACGGAUUUAGAUAGUGGACUGUAUGGUGAAAUUAGCUAUUCGUUUAGUCACAUGCCAGACAAAACUAAAGGGGUUGUUAUGAUUGACCCUGUGACUGGUGAGGUGCGGGUGGCUGGGUCAAUUGAUUAUGAAGAGGCAAGCACACAUGAACUGGAUGUUCAAGCCAAAGAUGGAGGAGGACAGUCAUCACACUGUAAACUUAUUAUAGAAGUGACUGACCUCAAUGACAAUGCACCAGUUAUAGAAAUCAAGUCUGCCUCCCUCUCUGUCUCUGAGGAUGCUUCUCCUGGAACUAUGGUUGCUUUGCUCAAUGUUUACGAUUUGGACACUGGAGCAAGUGGUCGAGUAAUUUGUGACAUUUCAGAUGAUGUACCAUUUAGACUUGUGUCAGAAGUUAAAAAUUACUUCAUGCUCAUUACUGAUGGAGUUUUAGAUCGGGAGAAGCAGUCUUACUACAACAUAACAGUAACUGCAAUGGAUGCAGGUACACCUCCUAUGUUCAGCAGUAAAGUAGUGCCUAUAAUGAUUGGAGAUGUUAAUGACAAUCCUCCUGUUUUUACUCACAGUGAGUACACCAUUCAGGUGCCCGAAAACAAAGCUCAAGGCUUCCUUGUGACAAGGGUGAGGGCUAUGGAUGCAGAUGCCAGGCAGAAUGCCCAAAUACAGUACUCAUUAGCAGAGGAUGCAAUUUCUUACUUCUCACUGAAUGCAGAGACUGGAGAGAUCUUUACAUUACGCCCAUUCGAUUAUGAAACAUCAAGUCACUUCUGUAUACGUGUAAUGGCGCAGGAUGGGGGGAACCCCCCAUUUACAAGCACUUGUACUGUUAGGGUUUUCAUUGGAGAUGAAAAUGACAAUGCACCAGUUGUCCUUUACCCAGUUCAGUCUACUGUGCACAUUGCAGAUGAUAUAGUACCCUUGGCUGCUCCUAAAGGAUAUCUGGUCACUAAGGUGGUAGCUGUAGAUGCAGAUGCUGGACAUAAUGCCUGGCUGUCUUAUCAUAUAGUAAAAGCAACACAACAUAAUUUAUUCUCCAUUGGAUUACAUUGUGGAGAAAUCAGAACUCUCAGACCGUUUGCAGAUGAUGAUGAACCAAAACAAUUGUUGGUCAUUGCAGUUAGAGAUAACGGACAUGAAUCUUUUUCCACCACGGCCACUGUGAACAUUGCCAUUGGGGAGGGCCUUCCCGUUAUAGAUGAGCUUUCUGCCUUUGGCCUAGAUGAGUCACGAGUGAGAGAUGAUUUUAUAAUGUAUUUAAUAAUCACAUUGGCUGUGGUGUCUGUUCUUUUUCUCAUCCUAAUCACUGUAGUUGUUUACAUGAGAUUUUGUAGGCGCAGCUACAUGCACCGCUCCUCCACAAAGCUACCUGUUUUCCCCUCAACAUAUGGGCCUCCAGGCUACUUUGAUGUUAGUCGGUGUGGUACGUUGCAGGACGAUGAUAGGUACAGUUCAUUUUUAACAACAGGGUCGUGGAGAGGUGAUUUUAGAUUUGGGCCAGAGGUCUUUGAUUAUGAUACUCCAAAAAAGAGUGGAACAAUGCUGCAUGUGAUAGGAGACAAAACAGCCAAUGUAAAGGUGGGACCAUGUGCAAAUCUUUCUGUAAGACGCUAAUUUCAGUAAAAAUAUUAAAGAUUUCAGACUAAGCGAAAUUAAAACAUAGAAUGAAUAGUUUUGAUAACUAAAAUCCACAUUCACAGAACUAAUUUGUGCAUUUAUGUGUUCUAUAUUUGUCUAUUCAAAUUGUGUAUUAUUCCUUUAAUUUAUUUUUUUCCAGUACUGCAUGUGACUUUGUGCUCUAUAUCUAUCUUAAUUCUACUGCGUAUGUACUGUAUUGUAUCCAAUCUAAGGGGUAAUUAAAAAUCACACUGUGAAAAAAAAAAAAUUUUUACUUUGAUUUAAAAAUGUAUUUAGCUCAUUGUAAUUUUUUUAACCAAAUUAAAAUUUUAAAGCCAUGUACUGUACAUUUGUUUUAUACCAUCUUUUCUGCUUACAGUCCUGCUCUACCUCUCUCGCAUGGCCCCUCAAUAUCUCUUUCUUAUUUCAACCAAACCAAAUUUAAAGCCAUGUGAAUUGUUUUAUACAAUCUUUCUGUUUACACUUGUCUCUUAUUGUCACUGUGCCAUGUUUUCUUAGAACAGAUAAAAGAUCAAUCUGCCAAUCACAUCCAGACUUGCUGCCCCAUUUAGCAAAUAACACUGAUGCUUGCUCACUUCACCUUCACAACUAAUUAUCACUGUGGUCAUUUUAAGUGUUUAUAUGGAUAUCAGUAUUAUGUUUAUUUAGCUCACAACUAAUGGUAUAUUCUAGUUAUAUAGAUAGAUAGGUAGAUAGAUAGAUAGAUAGAUAGAUAGAUAGAUAGAUAGAUAGAUAGAUAGAUAGAUAGAUAGAUAGAUAGAUAGAUAGAUAGAUAGAUAUGCGUGUAAUUCAUCAUUCAUAAGCUAAGUAAAAUAAUAAUACAGUCCUUUUUGUUUAUUCUCUUUCACAUAUACUAAUACAUACAUGUGACUACAUAAAUCUGUUCAUAGAAAUGAGCAAAGAUGCAUUUUUCCUGGAAAAGUAAACAAAGAGUGCUUUCAGUUACACAGUGUAUGCAUGUAUGUACUAUUACUGCAACAGGCAAACAAGGGUUGGAUAUGGGUAACGUUUAAUUUAUCUUUAAAUAAAAAAUAUAUUGAUGGUGUGGUAGGUGGUUAUUAUGUGUGCCUGUUUUACUUUUUUCUACUUUUUUUUUUACCUUGCA
Molecule: messenger RNA, 3998 nt
Organism: Astyanax mexicanus (Mexican tetra)
Lineage: Eukaryota; Metazoa; Chordata; Actinopteri; Characiformes; Acestrorhamphidae
Product: protocadherin beta-15
Exons: 1
Coding region: 446-2869 (807 amino acids)
Biological process (GO): homophilic cell-cell adhesion
Cellular component (GO): plasma membrane
Molecular function (GO): calcium ion binding
Source: RefSeq, a predicted model, not a curated record